Monopterus albus (swamp eel) is the source of this 2039-nucleotide messenger RNA. RefSeq names its product SH2 domain containing 1A duplicate a (gene sh2d1aa). Bases 451 to 915 code for a protein of 154 amino acids. NCBI's taxonomy places the organism in Eukaryota, Metazoa, Chordata, Actinopteri, Synbranchiformes, Synbranchidae. The record is from RefSeq and is a predicted model, not a curated record. Gene Ontology annotation, biological process: regulation of immune response; regulation of signal transduction. The transcript is spliced from 3 exons.
CUUUUUUUAUUCCUCUCUUGUGCUUUCUAUUGUUGUGGAAAUAUUCAGUUAGAAUCUUUGAAGUUAUUUCCUGUCGAAAAAUACCAUCAUUUCCUGAGAGAUACACAAACCCACAUUUUACGUGAUCGCACAUGCGUGUGUCUUACAGAGACAGGGAGACUGUGAGCACCAAGACAUAAAGGUUAGAGGUUAGAGAAAGCUGUUAUCAGCCUGGGUAAGAAAGUGGAAAAUCUGAGCACUCUCUCUCCAAAGCUCAGACUCACCCAGCAGACACUGGAAACGGCAAGGAGCAAGUAUCAGAUGAGAGUCUGGACAGCUGCCUUACCAGUGUGCCCAGUGUAUACAGUGAAGAGCAAAAGGCUGCCUGCGGUGAAAAGCUGAAGACAAGAAAGAGAGCAAGAGAAGAGUCAGCACUUGGGAGCAGAACAGAAAGCAGACCUGGAAGCUGCAAUGGAAAGCCUGCCUGUCUACCAUGGACCAAUUGGCAAAGAAGAGGGGGAGAGGCGACUGGCCCAGGACGGCCGGGAUGGGUGCUAUCUAGUCCGCAACAGUGACUCUGUGCCAGGAGUCUUCUGCUUGUGUGUGCUGUACAAUGGAUAUGUCUACACAUAUAGACUCCACAAGGACGAUGCGGGCUCAUGGGCUGCAGAAACCACUCCUGGUGUGCAGAAACGAUAUUUCCGGAAAAUCAGGAACUUGAUAGCAGCUUUCCAGAAGCCCGGACAAGGAAUUGCCAUGCCUCUGCUCUACCCUGUCACCGCGCAGAGUCGGGCGCACACAGACAGAGAGGAAGAGACGUCCAGUAAUAGCCUGUCACCUACACACAACCACCCAAACACCUACUUCCCGCAGCCACAUGCUGCUCAGGGACACAAAAACAGGAACAAGAAGGGGAUGCAGCAAGCUCUUGGUUAGGGACAAACCCUUGGCUCGUCAUUGACCUAAUUAUGAACUAAAACGCAGACUUUGCAUGAUGUCUACUUUUGCAUCGUGCAUGCUGUGCGUUUGAAGUAAUGUGACUUUUUUCCAACUAAGCGGCUCCUGUUUGUUACAUUCAACUCAUUUAGGCUCUAGCUGUGACUCAGAUCUCACUAUCCUUCUGUUAUCUUUCUUUCUGCAUGUGUGCCACACAAAGUGCUUCAUAACUUUCAGGGAUGCGAUGUAAAAUAUUCAGCUGCUGAAACAUUAAUAUCUAUUACCGCAUACAUAAGUUGACAACAAAUAUUGUGCUCUGUUUUCUUAAUGCAAUUCAGUUGUGAAUAGCUAAGAAAAUAAAUUAUAUCAGUUGAAAUAAACUCUUUUAAAUGAGGUCAUGCAUACACAGCCAAACACACCCAAGCCUCCGUCUGACAUAUAAUGUAGAACCAAAAUUCAAUUUGACACAUUGAAGUAGUGAUUUCAGUGGAGUGAGUGCUGACUGCUGGAGAGGGUGGGGGAGAAAGCUGUCAAUCAUCUGAGUGGCAUUACUGGCUCCUCGUGAAAUAAAUGAGCAAGAGAGUUAGAGAAAAAGGAGAGAGAGGGAGCAUCCAUUCAACCCAGGCAAUUCUUCAAUGCAGCCGUCUCCUAGCAACCGGACCCUCCAUCUUUUCACCGCCGAGAUGAGGUUGGACAGUAUCUAGCGGAGCAUAUGGUUUAGAAGGGAAGGUGCAUCGCAGCCGAUCAGCAAAGUGCUAGUCAGGAAGGUAUAUCACCUGCUCGCAGUCAGAACAUAUGCAUUGUGUGGCUCUGUCAUCCACAGCCCAGGAGAGAAACACAAACAAUUAAUGGUGGGCAGAUGGUGGAGUGACGAUGGGAGGGAGGCGAGCGGGGGAUAGGCAGACGGACGGGGAGGUGGAUUAGUGGUAGCUUGAUUAUAUAGAAAAAAAAAGGAAAAACAAACAAACUUCUUUAGUUUUCUUUUUUUUUAACUUUUUUAGUGGGGAGAGGCUUGGAAGUGGUUCACAUGGAGCCUGAUUGGCAUUUCCUAAUGAGAGGAAACAAGCUGUAGCGAACGGCACAGCCAACUCCAGGUCCUGCCCCUUCUGCACUCACCACCCACU